This is a messenger RNA of Stegastes partitus (bicolor damselfish), 5749 nucleotides long. It is a transcript of the gene usp36, whose product is annotated as ubiquitin specific peptidase 36. The record is from RefSeq and is a predicted model, not a curated record. Gene Ontology annotation, biological process: regulation of apoptotic process; protein deubiquitination. Gene Ontology annotation, cellular component: nucleus; cytosol. NCBI's taxonomy places the organism in Eukaryota, Metazoa, Chordata, Actinopteri, Pomacentridae. Gene Ontology annotation, molecular function: cysteine-type deubiquitinase activity. Bases 119 to 3586 code for a protein of 1155 amino acids. The transcript is spliced from 20 exons.
GCCGCCCUCUCAUAAUGCAGCAUGGGCGAAAAUACCAGACCCAGGAGCUUCAGCUGAGGAAGCAGACUCUGCUACUGUCAACUAUUUUGACCGUUUGGACGAAAGUGAUGUUCCAACAAUGCCGAUAGUGGAUAAACUCAAGGAGGCGUUAAAACCUGGUCGAAAGGAGACGGGCGAUGAGGGUGACCUCAACAAACUGUUGGCUUCUUCUGCCAAGAAGGUCCUUUUGCAGAAAAUAGAGUUUGAGCCUGCUAGCAAGGGUUUCUCCUACCAGCUGGACAGCCUAAAGAACAAGUAUGUGAUCCUCAAUCCAAGGACUGAGGGUGCUACAGGGCAGAAGGCUACAGAGCCUGCUCAAAUAAAGAGGCAAGUCUCAGAGAAUGUGGUUGGGAGCCAGAGUGAUGGGAUCCCUGCCCCACAGAAGAUGCUCUUUCCAGGGAACAAGCUUACCCUCAAAUGGGAGCGUGUGUACAGGGUGGGAGCCGGCCUCCACAACCUGGGAAACACCUGCUUCCUCAACUCCACAGUGCAGUGUCUCACCUACACCCCGCCACUUGCCAACUACUUACUCUCAAAGGAGCACAGCCGUGCCUGUCACCAGUCGGGCUUUUGUAUGAUCUGUGUAAUGCAGAACCACAUCAUCCAAGCCUUUGCCAACACAGGCAACGCCAUUAAACCUGUCUCCUUCAUCAGAGACUUAAAAAAAAUUGCCAGACAUUUUCGCUUUGGGAGCCAAGAGGAUGCUCAUGAAUUUUUGCGGUAUACCAUCGAUGCCAUGCAGAAAGCCUGUCUCAAUGGCUACCCAAAACUUGACAGGCAGACCCAGGCCACAACAUUGGUUCAUCAGAUCUUUGGAGGUUACCUCAGGUCAAGAGUGAAAUGCUCUAUUUGUAAAAGCGUGUCAGACACAUAUGACCCUUACCUGGACAUCGCUGUGGAGAUCCGGCAAGCUGCAAACAUUGUGCGAGCCCUGGAACUAUUUGUUAAACCAGACGUGCUAAGUGGAGAGAACGCUUACAUGUGUGCCAAGUGCAAAAAGAAAGUGCCGGCUACCAAGCGCUUCACAGUCCAUCGAACAUCUAAUGUACUGACCCUUUCACUGAAGAGGUUUGCCAACUUCAGUGGAGGAAAAAUAACAAAGGAUGUUGGUUACCCAGAAUUUCUGAACAUCCGCCCCUACAUGUCUCAGAGCUCAGGAGAUCCUGUUAUGUACGGCCUCUAUGCUGUUCUGGUGCAUUCUGGAUACAGUUGUCAUGCUGGCCACUACUACUGCUAUGUCAAGGCGAGCAAUGGACAAUGGUACCAGAUGAAUGAUUCAAUGGUGCACUCGAGUAACAUCAAAGUGGUCUUGAACCAGCAGGCUUAUGUGCUUUUCUACCUGAGGAUCCCUGAAACCAAGAAGAAUGCAGAUGCGCAGACCACCAAGCAGGGGAUGCUGCAUUCUGGGAAGAAUAGCGCAUCAUCGGAACAGAUAAAGAGGGCCAACCUGAAUGGGCCUCUCUCUUCUCCGCAGGUCACAAAGAAACUUGAGCCUGCACAGCUGCGUAAGAUCCAGUCUAUGGAUGGUGGUUUGGGUUUGCCCAUCUCCAGGAACGGUGUGAGCACUCAGCCACAGCCCAGACUUUCCAACUGGACAUCGUCCUCCAACGGUCCACCGAAGCUGCCAGGUGGACCCACAGUUAUCGAGGAACCUUUCAAGAAGGUGAAGAAGCCCUCUCCCCAGAGCCAGGUGCAGUCCCGCAGCAGUACUCCGACCCCUUCCAACAAUGGGGUCAGCAGGACGGAGGAGAACAAAAAGCAGGGUGGCGAGGGCAGAGGCAUGGCAGCAUCUACCUCAUUUAAGUCUUUGUCAGACUCUUCCUCUGCUGACACCACUGACUCAAAGGACUCGGUUGGUCCAAAAAGUGCACCAGUAGGAGAGACUCCCUCCACUCCUCGGAAAGGCUCCAAUGGCCUUGCAUCUCCAGCCAGGAGCGUGGAGCGCUCUCAGAGCACAGAAGAGCAGAAGACGUCAAAAAUAAAACCCCCGGCCCUCAACAACAUUACAUCUGAAGCCACCAGCACCAUGUCACCUCCACCUGCCAAGAAACUGGCCUUGUCGGCCAAGAAGGCUCGCAGCCGGAGUCUGAGCAGCAUUGAUGUUCUGCCCCAUUUGCCAUGCCAGCUGUCCAGUGACCCCAUGCAUCAAAAUCAACUUAACUCCCUCACCUUUGCCUCGCCUACUCACGCUCACAGAGCUGGUCCAUUCCAUUCACCUAAAGUCCAGUCAUCACCUUUAGCCCACUCAAGUGGAUCCUUCAAACAUCAGAGCCCUCAAAAACAAUCCCUUCUCUCCACACUGCAAAAACCAAACGCCAGCCUUUCUCUUAGAACCAACGGGCUUCACUGUCCUGGCCCAAAGAGUCCCAAGUCUUCCAGCAACCUUAAUUCUGUGGUCCAAGAUACAGACCUCAGCAACCCUGAAGCUCAACAAAGCAACCAAAAGAAGAAGAAGAAGAAGAAAAAGAAGCGGCGGCAUUCUGAGGUGGAGGGUGAUGCAGAGCCAGUCACAUCCCCAGCUCAGAUGACACUGUCCAGCCCUGUGGAGUCAGCCAGCGAGAAGAAGUGCAAGAAGAAAAAGAAAAAGUGCAAGCGGGAGAAUGAGGAUGGAGAGAAAACGAAGGAGAGGGAGUGUGUCCCAUCUCAUUUGGACGCAUCAAGCCAGGAGGAGGAUUGGUGUCAGGGUGGCAUGUGGAGUCUAACAUCUCAUUCUAAUGCAGAGCAGUCGAAGCAGAAGCCUCAGUUAUCUGCCGCAACCCCAACGCAAUGUGAGUCAAAUCAGGAAGAACAGAAUAGGGACUCUGUGCUGAAGAAGAGGAAGAAGAAAAAGAAGAUGGCUCAGCUGGGAGAGGCUCUGCAGGACACAAGUUCUGCAUGCUCUGCAUCAGAAAGCAACAGCAACUCUGAGAUGAAGACCACGGACAUUCAGAAUAAUACAGAAGAUUUGAUAAUGUUGAAAAAGAAAUUAAAAAUGAAGAAAAAAAGGCUCAAAGAAGAAGUGCGACUGUGGAAGGAGAGUAAGCGUUGUCCGGACGCUGAGCCCGAAGCAGCGGAGCCCCCUUCUAAAAAGAACACCACAGAGAGUGACAAAACAAACAAACAAAGCACAGCCGCAGUGGUGGUGUGGGACAGCCAAGUGAGGGACGGCUACAAACGUAGUCAGGCGCCAGCGGCUGAUGGAAGGGCGUCAGGAGAUGCACCAACCCGUGCUGCUCCUGCAGCCUGGGACGGAAAGAAGUCUAGCGGGGUGGUAGAAGAACUGCUCCGGAACGCCACAGAUAAGGCCUAUGGAGCCAACGUCCUCAGCUGGGAUGGUGAGGUCUCUGCUAUUAGUAGAGAUGCCAUUGAAGAUGUUCGAAUUGCCAAGCAUGACACUGUGAUCGAUGAGUGGGACGAAGACUUCGACAGGGGAAAGGUGAAGAAAAUAAAGAACUUUAAAAGAGAGAAGUGGCGAAGUGGCAGCAGCAUCUUCCAGAAGAUCCAGGACAGGCGGAACAAGUGGUCUGUAACACUCGGAGGAAAAAGAGUUUUUGGAGUCCGCCGCUGAGAAUCCAAUUGCUGCUGAGGUCUUGCUGACUGGAAAUUGAGACAACAAAACUGUAUACCAAACUUCUGUAUCUUUUCUCUCUCUCUUUUUUUUUUUUUUUUUUUUUUUUAAAGAAAAACUUCUCUCUUGUAUUUACUUCAGUUCCCUAAAUGUAGGACUAAGAUAUGUGCCAAAAGCAGCACAUGAGACUGCACUGACAGCAGUCCCUUUGGCUGUAAAUGGCAGGUUUAAACUUACCAACAUGAAAUGUUGUCACCAAUGGCCAGCUGGAUUUCACUACUUAUGACCCGUUUGAAUCCAAAUGCCACAGGGAGGGACUGCAGUUUUUCUAUGCAUUCAGUAUUUAACAACUAACCCUCACAUGUCCAUGUCAUAGCAAUUACUUACUAUGUUGGCAUCCUUUGAGCCUUGGUUAUUGCCCCGAAUCUGCUCCUUCGAGAUGAAAUAAAAUUGAACAUAUAUGUGAAAGGUAGGCUGUCACUCUUUGGCUUUCAUGUGUUAAAACGUCAUUCAAUCUCAGAGCGUUGAGUGUUGCUUUUGCAGACAUAAGGGCUCAACAAGUUAGACAUUUUAAAAAAAGUGACCUUUUUUUUUUUUUUUUUUUAAACCCUUCUGAAAUUAUUCUAUACCAAAUUACACAGAUCCAAAAUUGUUUAUGAAUUAAAACCUAUAUUAUUUUAGAUUUCUUAAUAAUUGUCUUGUUUUAUACCUUUUGUUAACUGUGAUUUUAUUUUACUGCAGUGUCGGUGUCACAUGGCUUGUUUUUAAGGACCAAAUUUUGCCUGCAUGUUGUUGGUAAAAUUGAGGUUUAAAUUUAUUACCAUUUUCUUAUUAUGCAUGCAUAAACUGGUUCAGAAAUAUUUCCUGAGCUGAUUUUUUUUUCUUGGUUCUGCAUUCUUGCUUAUGUACCUUUUUUUUUUUUUUUUUUGUUCCUUAACAGUUCAACUGUUUGCGGAUGAUAUUGGCGAACAACACAUUGGAUGCUGUUAGUUCGAUUGCAUCUGAAUGAUUACGUGUACCUUCUCGUUUCCUGGCGGCUCAUAGUGCAAUGUGCGUUUGCAGAGUAGACGUUGGGGUUUCUGAAGGGACUCGGGCAGGGGCAGUUAUUUUCUACUGUGCAGCUAUUUACCUAUGUAGCUCAUCUCAUCAGUUCUUCUUUCAGAAUUGCUCAGUCUGAAGAUUUGAUCUUUACAUUCUCUGUAACGAACUCGCCACAAACUGUUCUUCACCACUGUACUGAAAUAAAAGGGUUACAUUUUAUACUUCAGGCACUGUGUUAGAAUGGGACUGCCACAUAACAAUAACUUAUUCCCCUUGUAUCUUGUAUCUCUAUGCAAUUUUCUGACGGUCAUGUUGGUCACCUAGAAACUGGGCUGAGACUCAGGUAACCAGACCUCCUGUAUCCCACUAUCAUCUCUGAUCAGACUCCCCCGUUUCAUAUCCAAGCAGUCCCUCUCCCCCCCCGGCCACCAUGUUGCAUCCUGUACAUCCUGUAGAAACUGUUUUAUACAAAGUGUUUCAGGUGUGGAAACCAUGGGAUCAUCUUGCACCAAUCUGGGCACAGAUGCAUAGAGAAACUAACGUUAUAACAAAAUGCUUUGCCAGUGUAGAAGACUGUACAGUCCAUCUUGUGCUACCUGUGUUUCCCUCCAAUGCUGUAAAGAUUUGCCCAUGCAUUUCUUUUCAUUCUAGAGAUGUUGCCUUGAAUUGGCUAUAAAAAGUAUAGGAUUUAAUGUUAUAAAUAUAUAAUUUAAAGAAGAAAAGACACAGAUCUUUAAUGUACUACUAAUACUCAGAUUAGUUGGUGGUUGUUAACUUGAGAAUUUAUCUGCAAAUGUGUUUGUUCAUUUGUGUAUAAGAGAGUUGUCUGUUUUCAUGCAAGACCUUCACUCUGUCACUGUAGUGUGUACAGUACAAGAGAGGCUGCGGCGGUCCAAUUUUCCACCAGAUAUGUUUGUCGGUUGGGGAAAUCGACGUAGGGGUGAGACUCUCAAACUGACACAAAGGAACAUUAAUGGAGUGAAUGGACGGUUCACGUUUGCAUUGAUGGUUCUAUAUUUUGCACCACCUUUUCUGACCAGUGAAGAGAGCUUUCAUAAUGAAAGUAGCUCUUACCACAUUAUAGUUAACUGAAAAGGUGCAAUAAAGUUGUGACUUUUGUGA